Molecule: messenger RNA, 2376 nt
Organism: Dipodomys ordii (Ord's kangaroo rat)
Lineage: Eukaryota; Metazoa; Chordata; Mammalia; Rodentia; Heteromyidae
Gene: Aknad1
Product: AKNA domain containing 1
Exons: 13
Source: RefSeq, a predicted model, not a curated record
AUGGAUGACACUGAUAUUUCAGAAGAUACAAUUUGCCGACAACAGGAGGAUUUGCCUUAUGAUGAGGACCUGCCCCAGAUGUUUUGCAAUGACUAUCAUUUUACCUUCAAGAAUGACAAACUCAAUGCCUCAGGUCAGCUUAUUCUGACAGGACCAGACCCUCAAGAUAAGCCUGCACAAACGAAGACCUUGCAAAAUUCAAUUAUGGCCAUGGGUUGGGAUAAAAGUACAAAAAAUACAGUCUACAACAGUUAUAAUAAGGAGAAACUAUCCAUCAUGGCUCUUCAUAUUCCAGCCUAUAAUUCAACUGAUUCAAAGGCAAACAUUUCUAAUAUUUUACACCAUCGUCUUUUUAGAGAACAAAUCUUAAGAGGCAAAGGUAUUGAUUGUGAAACACUCCCAGAGACCUCCAAUACUGACAGUGUUGACAAAGCAGCUGUUAUUAGAAAUAUAAUUUCACGCUAUGUUAAGAAGUCUUGCCACAAAGAACAAACCUCAGAAUUCACUGGCCAACCCAAGCCAAAAAGGAGUGGUAUAAACAGCAAGAAGCCAAGUCAUUAUCUAAGUGUGAUAGCAGAAACUAUCUCAGAUAUAGAAGAGCCUUGUGCUGCUAGAGAUGGAUUCUAUCAAGAAAAUCCACACUUCCUAACUGAAAUUAAGGGGACAAGGGAUAAAGAAAAAUAUUCCAGAUGGCAGGUACCCCAGAAACAGCUGACUGAAAAAGCAGGUUCAAACAAUGGGUUUAAAGAUGGCCAAGGUCAAGUUCAUCACCAGCACCUGAAUUUCUCUAAGGUUGCCCCCAGAGUGAAAAUCCCUAAAAAUAACACAGUGGAGAAGCCAUUUGCCAUAGAUAAACAAGUUAGCUUUUCUCCUACAUUGAGAACAAAAGCAAUGGCUUUACAAGAAAUUUUAGAAGCCAUGUCGAGGUCAGAUGAUGUUUCUAAACAACAUCCAGAGCAACCAAAGAAAGAAGCAGAGCCUUUCCAACAACUGCAGAUGGAGCCUGAAAAGCACAUCAGUCAACAACACACAGGAAAAGAAAUGGAGACAAACCUCUUGAAGUUGACAUUAGCCUCUCAGAAAAUCCCUUCCUCAAAUUCUUACAUUUUUCUAAAGAUAUCCCAAGGGACACAGAUGUGCCAGAAGUUAAAAGAACAGACUGAUCAACUGAAGAAGAAGGUACAAGAAUUUUCUAGAAGAAUCAAUCAGGAGUCUCCCAGUGACUUACAAGACAGAAGAAUGGUCCCGGAGCAACUGCAGGGCCACCUUGAAGUGGAUCAAGACUGUCUGGCCACCACGGAGAAGCACCCGACCUUGCACGAGCAAACCCUUAAGUGUGAAUCCUCAGCUAUGGGCGACUUCAAUCCGGAAAGGUUAGUGUUAAAACAACUGUGCAAGGUGUAGAGGCUGCUUAAAGAUAUUCAAGAGGAAACUGAUGGACACAAACACACUUCUGCUCUCCCUCUUUCUUGGGGUUUUCCAGACACGCUGGAUGUAUCAAGAAAGGUGCAGUCAAACCCAGCUGUCCAUAUUGUUGGUGUAAUCUGUGAGGCUUUUGUGGAAAGCAAUUUGACAGAAUGCAUCAUCAUACAAACAUGUGGGAAACCUUUGGCGCAGGCGUUUCCUCGGGAACAAAAAAUGGAGAGAAAAGACCACAAGAAGAUUGACUGUGGAAGGCUUUCAGUCAUAAAUGAAAAGGACCUGAACCAAGAUUUGACUCCUGGUUCCGAAACAAGACCACCCAGCUUCUGUUCUGGUCCUGGCACUAGACUGCCGAGUAGCAAAUGCGAGGAUGGUGGGACUAAGAUUUUUAGCUCCCCAAGAGUCUGCAGUAAAGAAUCACCAAAAAAAUUUCAUUAUAGACACAACACCCCAGGACAAAAUCAUUUAAGUCAGAAUGGAAGAGGCACUUUUAUCCAGUCCUGCUCUUUAGAUCAAAGUAAAUAUUCUUCACCUCGUAAGUACAUCUGCAUGAUCAACACCAAGAUAAUUUUGAUGCUCCAGAAUUUAAUCAUAGCUGACAUUUUUUCAUCUUGUUCAGAACCAAAAUGGAUCUGUUCUCAGAGAGUGAAUUCAAAAUUCAUUCAAGAUGAAUGUGAGUUCACACAAGGAAAAAAAAAUAUGAAGACCUUUAUGGCCUACAGCUCAGAUCUUGUACCACCCUCCACUCAUCUCCAUUCCUGCAGAGCUUCUAGAAACAAAGCCUUAUGUGACCUUAAUAAUAAUGAAGAAACAAACUCUAAGAUGUCAAACUCGGCUUUGGAUAAUGCCCUAAAGACAGCCACCAAUUUGAAACAAACUACUGAUCAAAUGAUUAAAGAUAUUGCAGAAGAUCUUGCCAAAGCACAGACAUGGAGGAAUCGACUGAAAUUCUAG